GACACUACAGCUCAUUUUGCGCAAAAAUCAUGAAAUGACAAUUUUCCCAGUGCUUUCUCAAUUUUUGUUGCAUUGUUGAAAGUAUGAACUUUACGAAAAUAACACUUAUCUAAAGUUAAAAAUUAUCGUUUUAACAUUAAAAUUAAUACUUUUUGAUGGCCUAUACAAAAAAUAUCGAGUCUCCUCCUUUUAGUCUUCAGACGCAUGCGCAUAGACAGUAAACAGUGCAGCAUGUCGUCCAGUGAGAGAAAGUGUAGUUGAUAGAUCUAGCAUUUUGACAGAUUCUGUGAGAAAAGAGGUAAAAAUAGAAUGAGAUAAAACUCAUGCGUGAAAUAAAAUUUACCUAGGGAUCAGUAUGACCGUUGGAAAACAGAGAGCUCGGAGAAACGCAUGUAACUCAGUGGCGGAUCUAGGAUUUUUGAAGAGAGGUGUGAAAGUCAAAGAUUAGCCAAAGUAAUCGGCCAUUCGGGUGCAAAAUUUUGAUUUUCAUUCACAAUCUGUGGCGUAAAAAGGGAGGGGGAUACUGGCCCCCUAAAUCUGCCAUUGAGACUAGCUGCGAAGACACUACGUUUAAAAAAAUAGAUAAAAAUCAUGGAGGACUUAAUGCCCCACCUAGCAAAAAUCAAGGCUCCAUUUGGACAGGAAAAGGUGUUCAAAGAAGAAUGCACCUUUUCAUUUGAUAAUCCAGAGAGUGAGACAGGAUUGUAUGUUUGUAUGUCAACAUUUCUUGGGUUGGGAAAAAAGUAUGUUGAAUGGUACUACAACAAGACAGGGAAUGCUGUAUUUUUUCACAUCAGAAGAAUACGAAAAGAGAUUGAAAAGACCAAUGAAUCUCCACCUGAAAAAAAGCCUACUAAAAUGGCAAUAGGAGUAGAGGGAGGAUUUAAUCCAGGUGAAAAGCAGUUCGAGUUUGAAGAGAACAACUCCAUUGUUAUUUUGCCAAAAUGGACCGUGAUUUCUCUUCCUAACCCAGAGCUGCCUGAUAUUGCCCAGAUCUCACUGGCAGCCAUAUUGUCAGCUGAAGAUCCUCUAAAGGCAGCUGAGGCAGCAGCCAUGUCGAACACAUGGGAGGGGGAGGAGAGAAAAGUAUCCAAGUAUGCCGAAAAUCUGAAACAACUUGACAAUGGUAAAAAGAUACCACCCACUGGCUGGAAGUGUGAAAUGUGUGACCUGACCUCUAACCUCUGGCUGAACUUGACAGAUGGCAGCAUUCUUUGUGGGAGACGGUUCUUUGAUGGUAGUGGUGGAAAUAACCAUGCUGUGGAAACCUAUGAAAAAACAGGCUACCCUCUAGCUGUGAAACUGGGGACGAUUACAACAGAGGGAGCGGAUGUAUAUUCCUAUAGUGAGGAUGACAUGGUUCUAGACCCACAUCUAGACAAACAUCUUGCUCAUUUUGGAAUCAACAUUAAAGCUUUGGAAAAGACAGAGAAGACCAUGGUAGAGCUUGAGAUUGAUAUUAACCAGAAGAUUGGGGAGUGGGAUGUGAUACAGGAAGCUGGCAGUAAAUUGUCUCCCUUGUAUGGUCCUGGAUACACAGGAAUGCGAAAUCUGGGAAACAGUUGUUACAUGAAUUCUACCAUGCAGGUUGUCUUCUCUAUCCCAGAUUUCCAGAAAAGAUAUACAGCCCCCUCAUUUGACAACAUUCCAAAUGACCCAACAUCAGAUUUCACUCUGCAAAUGACAAAACUUGGCAAUGGUCUCAUGUCAGGUGAUUACUCCAAACCACCACCAGAUGGCGUUGAUGAGAGAUUACUGGCACCCUCAGGCAUCCGUCCACAAAUGUUUAAGACUUUAAUAGGAAAGGGUCAUCCAGAAUUCUCCACAAAGCAUCAGCAAGAUGCACAAGAAUUCUUCCUACAUCUUAUCAGUAAUUUAGAGAAAAAUACACGAGGCACUGUAAAUCCAGCUGAUUGCUUCAAAUUCCAAGUAGAGGACAGAGUGCAAUGUACACAAAGUAAUAAAGUGAAAUAUACAAGUCGGUCCGAAUACUGUCUGUCUUUACCUAUACCUUUAGAGGCCACUGUGAACAAAGAUGAAGUAACCUUGUUUGAGGCCAAGAAGAUAGAAUUGGAGGCCCAGGGCAAGAAAAUCCUAGACCCAAAAGAAAUUGUCCGUCCUAAAGUUCCUCUAUCUGCAUGUAUACAGAGUUUUGCAGCAUUUGAAACAGUGGAUGAUUUUUAUAGUAGUGCAAUAAAAGGGAAAACUAUUGCUAAAAAAUCAACACGAUUAUCUACCUUUCCUGACUAUUUAAUGUUGCAUUUAAAGAAAUUUACAAUUGGAGAUGAUUGGGUGCCAAAAAAAUUAGAUAUUUCACUUGAUGUCCCAGAUGAUCUUGACCUUUCAUCAUUACGUGGUCAAGGCCUCCAGCCAGGAGAGGAGGAGCUUCCCCAGGAGAUUGAGGCCCCACCAGAAGUUCAGAUCGAUGAAGGAGUUGUUGCACAACUGGUAGAGAUGGGGUUCCCAGUAGAAGCUUGUAAGAAAGCUGUGUUCAACACCAACAACAGUGGGCUGGAGUCUGCCAUGAACUGGGUCAUGGAACACAUGGAAGAUCCAGAUUUCCACAGUCCGUUUGUUCCCCCUGGAAGUAAACCAAAGACAGGAAGUUUUGUUCCCAAUGAGGAUGCUGUUGCCAUGGUGAUGUCUAUGGGAUUUAACAGAGACCAGGCCAUUAAGGCUCUAAAGAACACGGAUAACAAUGUAGAGCGUGCAGUGGACUGGAUAUUUAGUCACACAGACGAGCUGGACACACCCAUGGAGGCCGAGGCUGGUGGGGACACGGUGCCGAACACGACCUACAGGGACGGAGAGGGCAAGUAUAAACUGGUGGCAUUUAUCAGUCACAUGGGAACCUCAUCAAUGGUGGGACACUAUGUAUGUCACAUUAAGAAAGAAGACCGCUGGGUCAUAUACAACGAUGAGAAGGUGGCGCUGUCUGAACAACCUCCGCGGGACCUCGCCUACCUCUAUCUGUAUCAGCGACAGUGACGAAGAGGACCUGUAGCAGCAUAAUGUAUAUUGUCAUUAUGUGAUAUAAUGGGGGACAACUCUUGUUUCUCUCUCAGCUUGACACUAUUAAUGUCCGAGUAACGUUGACAAAAAACGUGGUGCAUGGAUUAUGUUAUUUCCACUAUCUCAUUUAAUAAAUGGCUUAAAGUCAUAUUGAUUGUGUAUGUUAUUUGGGUUAUUUAAAUAUUAAGAAAUGUG
This is a messenger RNA of Ostrea edulis (European flat oyster), 3207 nucleotides long. RefSeq names its product ubiquitin carboxyl-terminal hydrolase 5-like. The transcript is spliced from 20 exons. The coding region runs from base 592 to 2988 and encodes 798 amino acids. Gene Ontology annotation, biological process: protein deubiquitination. Gene Ontology annotation, molecular function: cysteine-type deubiquitinase activity; zinc ion binding; protein binding. The record is from RefSeq and is a predicted model, not a curated record. NCBI's taxonomy places the organism in Eukaryota, Metazoa, Mollusca, Bivalvia, Ostreida, Ostreidae.